Messenger RNA from Racocetra persica, 314 nucleotides. The record is from the annotation of a GenBank genome assembly. NCBI's taxonomy places the organism in Eukaryota, Fungi, Glomeromycota, Glomeromycetes, Diversisporales, Gigasporaceae.
UUGUUGAAAAAAUUGUUCAAUAUAUCAUUAAAGAGAAAGUUGGAGUAUUAAAAUUGGCAAAAGGAAACAAUUAUAAUGAUAAAGAAGCUAAUCAUAUAGAUAAAAUAACAGAGAAAUUGAUAGAAUGUAUAAAAAAUUUUGGAAUGAGUUUAGUAAAGUCGGGUGUACAAAUAAAUGAUUCUUGUAUCCUAUGUGAUCAGAUAAAAACUUUAUCUGACUUUAAUACAAAUACAACAGCAUCAAAAGACGAAAUAGCAGCAAUGUUAAAAUUGUUAUAUUCGUUAGAAGAAAUGGUGGUAAAUGCUACUAAAUGA